AUGAACUACAACAACAGCUAUGGCGACAGCAACAUGCAUGGAAGGCGGAAGGUCAACAAUGCCAAGGAGAAGGAACAGGAGUCGUGGAGCAGCAUGAGUUACGGGAGAAAUAGCCAAAUGAAUUUGGCGGGUAGGCCUGGCGUAGACACCAUGAUGGGACAUAGAACUUACACAGGUGCGUUGCCAAGUGAAAGCAACGUGGACAGGAGUCUGCACGCCGGUCCGCCGAUCUACAACCUGGACGCGGACGCAGGUCACGUGGGUAGUCAUAUCGGAGGCAAUGUAAGUAGCAAUGUUGGUGGCCAUGUCGGUGGCAAUGUAAGUGGAAACUUGGGGAAUCGCCCUGGGGCAAACUUCCAGCACAGCUUCCUCAAUCCCAACGACCUCGGUACGGCCAGGGCGGCCACUGCCGCACUACCCAGUUAUGUGAACGCACACCCCGUAUGGGGAAGUAAACGGAGCGAGUUCUACGCUCCAAGUGAGACGAGUCAUGCCACGAGCAGUGGAAGUUACCCCACGGGAGGGAGUCCCUUCCAGCCUGGAGGGUCAAGUGCGAACCCUACUUUUCACAGCACGAAUAAGAUGCCCAGUCAGGAAGGCAUGUACCCACACCAUGUUGGGCCGAAGAACGAAACUAACGGAGCAGACAACCGUCUGAACUUUGUGAAUUCCAGCAUGUACAACCAGCAGGAAAUGAAAACCCAGAUGUUUAUCCCGUCGCAACCAUUUAAAGGAGAAAAUAGCACCAUGAGUGGCAACCAAGUGGGUGCAAGUACCUUCCCCCAGUCGGAGAGAUGGAGCAACAAAACAGACGACAUAGAACCGAAAACAAACAAAGGAAUCAUGCACAACAUAUUUGAAAGUCUAACAAACACAGUGCAGACAAAUGAUCCCAUAAAUAAUAUAAUGAAACAGAAGGUUGCUAAUAUGGUUAUGAGUGAGAUAGAGAAAAAAAUAGAAAAUCAUGAUACCAGUUUUAUUGGAAAUAAAUUGGCACUUCUGAGGGGAUACUUUGACGUCACUCAUUCUUAUGUGGUUAAUAAAAUUGUGUUCAUUUUGGUACCUUAUGUGUACAUACGGAAGGCUCUGUGUGAGUCGAGGACUUAUUAUGUGUAUACCCACUUGGAACGGAUGAUGGGUAGUGGGCGUCACCACAACAAGAACUAUACGUCUCCGUUUUCACUUAACAAGGGAGGAUCCCCAAGUUAUGCGCGUGAAAUGGAGGAAAAAACUAGCCUCGUUACGGGGGGUGCAAGUAGCCCCUUUGCGCAGAAUCAGACCUUUUUCUACGAUCCGAAAAGGGGCCCAGGGGGAGUGAGCACCAUGGGAAGCAACUUAAGUGGCGUCAACGGGGCAAGCACCCUAACUGGCGCCACCGAUACACAGCGUGGGAACCCCGGAAGACACAACUCAAACGACCUAAACUACGUCGACUACAGCAGUAACAUGGGGAUCUUCAAAGCGGACCUGUACAUACCACUCAUGUCGAGCAUCACAUACAUCCUUCUCUACACACUAACGGUCACAGCUCAGAAGAACAACUUUGUAUUUAACCCCGACAAUCUGUUCAGCAUAACAUCCUAUGUCUUCCUCCUGCUAUUCUUCGAAACAGCUAUUAUAAAAUUUUUAUUUUUACUAACAUGUCGAGACAUUAACUUGUCCUUUUUGCACAUCCUUUCGUUCAUUUCGUACAAGUUUGUAAUCCUGUGUGGGUUAAUAGUUACCAAGUUUUUUUUUUACCUGCUACACUUCACGUGUGGGUCUCUCUACGGGGUACCAGAAGAUAUACUAGACAAAGGUGAGUCGGAUGCAAACGUAUUAACGAACAAGAGCCCUCACAAUGCAUUCAAAAGUAUGAAUGCACCCCCCUCGUCGGGCUUCACCCCCUACGGUGUCGUCCUUUUCCUGAAUAGCCGCACCAUGUAUCGCCUGACGCAGAUUUACUUUUACGUAACAGUCAGUGUGCAGAUGAUGCAGCUGUUUAAGUCUAUCCACCUCUACGUGCACGAUGACUCCAGCUUGUCCAAUCAUUUGAACGUCAAACGGAUUAAUAUUCUGAUUCUCAUUUUUUCUCUUUCCCAAAUUUUUUUGUGCUGGAUUUUGACGCCAUAUUUCGCCUGA
This is a messenger RNA of Plasmodium coatneyi, 2121 nucleotides long. RefSeq lists its product as uncharacterized. Gene Ontology annotation, biological process: endoplasmic reticulum to Golgi vesicle-mediated transport. The transcript has a single exon. Lineage: Eukaryota; Apicomplexa; Aconoidasida; Haemosporida; Plasmodiidae. Bases 1 to 2121 code for a protein of 706 amino acids. The record is from RefSeq and is a predicted model, not a curated record. Gene Ontology annotation, cellular component: endoplasmic reticulum membrane; Golgi membrane; endoplasmic reticulum-Golgi intermediate compartment.